AGGCGGGUAAUGAAGAGGGGGCUAACAUGAGUGAGGGGGGUAAUUAAGAGGAAGCUAACAUGAGUGAGGCGGGUAAUGAAGAGGAAGCUAACAUGAGUGAGGCGGGUAAUGAAGAGGAAGCUAACAUGAGUGAGGAGGGUAAUGAAGAGGAAGCUAACAUGAGUGAGGAGGGUAAUGAAGAGGAAGCUAACAUGAGUGAGGAGGGUAAUGAAGAGGAAGCUAACAUGAGUGAGGAGGGUAAUGAAGAGGAAGCUAACAUGAGUGAGGAGGGUAAUGAAGAGGGGGCUAACAUGAGUGAGGGGGGUAAUUAAGAGGAAGCUAACAUGAGUGAGGAGGGUAAUGAAGAGGGGACAUUUAACCUGCUGUGUGUGAUUAGAAUCAGGGCUGACCAGAUGAUGGGCUAGAGACAGAUCCAGGCGUUUUAUCUUUAUCUUUGUCUUGCAGGACCCACAGUCUGAUCACUUUGAAGAGAAGGAAUGGAUGUUCCAGAUUGAAGGGGAGUCACGUGGACAUAAAAAGCUACUGGCUGUUGCCCCUAUUGACCUGCGCAAAUAUGCAGCUGUGUCCCCUGCGCCACGAGAAAUAAAGCUAACGUUCACUCCUCGAUCUGUCAAGGUGGUGUCAGCCAUGCUGACUCUCAGCAUCACUUGCACUCUGUUGCGAGAGGGCAAAGCUACUGAUGAUGAUAUGCAAAGCAUUGCCAGCCUUCUGAGUCUGAAGCCCACUGAUAUCGCUGAUCUCGAUGACUUUAAUGAUGAUGAAGAUGACGAGAAGCCACGACCCGGCAGGAAUCCUCUAGGGAAUAUUUAUCGAGGUUAUGUUAAAAACAUAAUUUCCGAAGUCUUCUCAGGUAAACUGUCUCUCUGCCUUUCUCUUUUUACCCUUCUCCUCUUGUUUAACAUGGUCAUGUGCCUGUCAAUGGUGUAUUUAUAUUAGUAUGCAACGAUAAAAAGACACUAAUAGAAGUCCGUUCAUGUAUUUUAUUAAAAAAAUAAUAAUUGUAGCAUCUUUAUUUUUUAAUAAAAUUACUGCACUAAAACAGAAGAAGGGAAACGCAGUCAAUGCUUCACAAUGCUUCACAAGAACUGCUGGUGCAAUGAUAAAUGCGCUACAUCAUAUCAUGUCCGCUCGCACUUUCAUAAAUCUACCCCUUAGAGUUAUUAUUAAGAAUACCAAUGUUGUUCUUGUCAUAAAAAUGAAAACUGUUGUAUAACAAGCUCAAAAUCAUGGAAUUCCAAUCCCACCUCUAUCCUAAAGAUACUGGACUAUAUUAUGAUGAAUUUAUCAAGGACUAAAGCCGUACGACACGGCAGGGGUAUUACACAUCCAUUACAGAACAAUAAUUGUCAAUGUAUCUUUUAUUACUGCCAUUGUUGUAUGGUACUCUUUCUUACAAUAAAGCUUGUUUAAAAAAAAACCAAAAAAAAAACA
This is a messenger RNA of Bombina bombina (fire-bellied toad), 1431 nucleotides long. RefSeq names its product EH domain-binding protein 1-like. The record is from RefSeq and is a predicted model, not a curated record. The transcript is spliced from 4 exons. Bases 481 to 936 code for a protein of 151 amino acids. Lineage: Eukaryota; Metazoa; Chordata; Amphibia; Anura; Bombinatoridae.